Messenger RNA from Electrophorus electricus (electric eel), 2681 nucleotides. It is a transcript of the gene pick1, whose product is annotated as protein interacting with prkca 1. Gene Ontology annotation, cellular component: neuron projection; postsynaptic density; synaptic vesicle. Gene Ontology annotation, molecular function: phospholipid binding; protein domain specific binding; protein kinase C binding. The record is from RefSeq and is a predicted model, not a curated record. NCBI's taxonomy places the organism in Eukaryota, Metazoa, Chordata, Actinopteri, Gymnotiformes, Gymnotidae. Gene Ontology annotation, biological process: positive regulation of receptor internalization; receptor clustering; dendritic spine maintenance.
CGCAAACAAAAGGUAAACUCUUCUACCCUGUUCUGUUGUGAGGCGGUGCAUAUGGAACGUUUAUUAAGUCAUUGUUGAUUCAUCUUCGGAAUAAACAGUGUUAUUAUCUAUAUGUCAAUAACGAAACCUUCCGAACUGUUCUCUCUUACGCUGGGGAAACUGUCUUUGCGCUUGGAGUUUUAAAGACAGUCCUCUUCCUGGCAUGUUUACGGACAUGGACUACGAACUGGAAGAAGAUAAACUGGGGAUCCCCACUGUUCCUGGGACAGUGACUCUGAAGAAAGAUGCACAGAACCUGAUAGGCAUCAGUAUAGGGGGAGGUGCACAAUACUGUCCUUGUCUCUAUAUAGUACAGGUGUUUGAUAACACACCGGCAGCACUGGAUGGAACGCUUGCAGCAGGUGAUGAAAUCACAGGUGUGAAUGGAAAACCGGUGAAGGGAAAAACCAAAGUGGAGGUGGCUAAGAUGAUACAGACUGUGCAGGGUGAAGCUGUGAUUCACUAUAAUAAGCUGCAGGCUGACCCUAAGCAGGGCAAGUCUCUGGAUAUAGUUCUGAAGAAGGUGAAGCACCGUCUGGUGGAGAAUUUGAGCUCUGGUACAGCAGAUGCCCUGGGUCUCAGCAGAGCCAUCCUCUGCAACGAUGGGCUUGUGAAAAAGCUAGAGGAACUGGAAAAAACAGCAGAACUGUAUAAAGGGUUGAUGGAGCACAGUAAGAGGUUGCUCAGAGCUUUCUUUGAGCUCUCACAGACACACAGAGCUUUUGGUGACGUGUUCUCUGUGAUCGGUGUCCGGGAGCCACAGGCUGCAGCGAGCGAGGCCUUUGUGAAGUUUGCAGAAGCUCAUCGUAACAUCGAGAAAUAUGGCAUCCAGCUACUCAAGACCAUCAAACCUAUGCUACAUGACUUGAACACUUACCUGCAUAAGGCAAUUCCAGACACCAGGCUCACCAUUCGCAAAUACCUGGACGUGAAGUUCGAGUACCUGUCUUACUGUCUGAAGGUGAAGGAGAUGGAUGAUGAGGAGUACAGCUGCAUUGCGUUGGGGGAGCCACUGUACCGGGUCAGCACGGGGAACUAUGAGUACCGUCUGAUCCUUCGUUGUCGGCAGGAAGCUCGUGCUCGCUUUGCAAAAAUGCGCAAAGACGUGCUGGAGAAGAUUGAGCUGCUGGACCAGAAACAUGUCCAGGACAUUGUGUUCCAGCUGCAGAGGUUCGUGUCAGGCAUGUCACUGUACUACGAUGAGUGCUACGCUGUGCUCAAGGAAGCCGACGUCUUUCCCAUUGAAGUGGACCUCUCACGCACCACCAUCAGCUACAGUGGCCAGAGCCAGUCCUAUGAGGAAGAGGAGGAGGAAGAGGAAGAGGGGGUGGGAGACAGCAGGGAGGGGGGUGUCUCGACCGGCCAAGCAGAGAACGGCGCAGAGAAACUCAUAGAUGAUGAGUGAGUGAAGUGAAGAAGUGAAUCGUGGUGGCUAAGAGUGAAGUGGAGAAAUGAUGGUUAAGGAAUGAAGGACUGAACGAAUGAAUGUAUGAUUGAAGUGUUGAGUCAAUAACUGGGACAGAAGACAGAAUAGUUUGGAAAUACAGAGAAUAAAUGAGUGAAUGGAUAAAAAGGAGAGAUAGUGAUUGAUGGUGAAUGUAUGAAUUAAUGUGGAGGUAACAAUCCAAAGAGUUCAUUGAGAUUUGUUUAGCAAAACCAAUGCAGAAUUGGAAAAAUAAUUGUGUUCUUUUCAGGUAGUAAAUUUAUUAUCAUUUUUGUAGUAUGUUGUAUUUAAAAUGUUUUUUUCUGACUUUACCUCUUAAAACCAACUCCAGAGUUAAAAUAUUGGAUUUCAUUAGACAUUAAACAAAUUUUCUAUCAGGACCUUCCAGAAGGCUGGUAUUCCACAGUCUGAUUUGAGCACAGAUAUUCUCCAUGGGGGAAACCAAGUGUAAAAUUGCUUCAUGUGAACAGUGAUUUGGUCACUGAUGUAUACUGCCGCUUAAGUAGAAAUAGAGAUGAAUGAUGCUUUGUGAUUGAACACUGAAUUGUUUCUGUAUGUGGGUUGAGGGUGGCCUCAAGUCUCUGCACUGUGUGUUGGUCUGAGGAAUGUUCUUUUGCUUCUGACGGGUCAGUUCAAUCUUUGUUAGUUAAUUAUUUUUCGCAGUCAUGUUUUGCAUGGUUACCUGAAAUCAAGGGUAAUUAAGCAUGUACAUUUUAUUAUUGAUCUUUAAAGACCCAUCCUAUUUCAAAUUUUUGUUUUAUCAUGGUAACACAUUCUUACUACUGUAUUUGAAGGGUGCCAUUCUAAUUCUGUUUCUGUAGUAACCGGGUUACUCUGAUGGACCUGCUGUAUCCUGCACCUAUCAUGAAUGCCUGUCAUUAUCACAGCCAUUUGUGGUAGAUUUUAGCUGGAAUUACAAUACUUAGGAAGGCAUAUUACUUGCACAGAAAUACAUGCAACAAAUUCAUUAUCUUCAAACUGAUAUGUUCUACUUUAAAAUUUAAAGGACUUUUAUUAAUCUCUAUGUAUUUAUUUAUAUGUGUAACUUUGCUAGAUGACCUAAAAAUUAAAAGUUGUUCUGAAACACCCUUGCACUGUGCUAAACGUUCCUAACUGGGUUGAUUAGCUUUUAAAACCGCUAUUAGUCUAUAAACACGAAAAAUCUGAAUAAAUGAUUUUCUGUUUUGGGUUUUCAUCA